CCUACACGCAUAUCCAUCUCAGCACCACAAAUUCAUGAAUAUCUCCCCCAUCCCAAUCAUUUGUCUCAGAUCAUCCUGCCACUAUAACUCUACUACGGAGUACAAGCGUAAACCACCGGGCCGGGCUCAACUAGGCCGGCCGGCUAUCCCAUGUCACCCAUGGCGUCCUCCACCACCAAACGCGCGCUGCUCCUCCUGCUCGCCGUCCUCCUCCACGGCUGCCCCUGCUCGGCGGCGGCAGCGGCGGCCCACGGUGGGCGCGCCGGCGGCCGCAGCCCCGCCAUGGAGGAGCGGUUCCGGCGGUGGAAGGUGGAGUACAACCGGUCCUACGCCACGGCCGCCGAGGAGCGGCGACGGUUCCGGGUGUACGCGCGCAACGUGGCCUACAUCGAGGCCACCAACGCCGAGGCCGCGGCGGCGGGGCUCACGUACGAGCUCGGCGAGACGGCCUUCACAGACCUCACCAACCAGGAGUUCGCGGCCAUGUACACGGCGCCGGCGCCGCUGCAUGCGGACGGCGACGACGAGGACGCGCCGGCGGUGAUCACAACGCGCGCGGGGCUGGUCGACGCGGGCCGCCAGCUGCUGCCGCCGUACGCGAACCUGUCCGACGGCGCGCCGGCGAGCGUGGACUGGCGCGCCAGCGGCGCCGUCACGCCGGUGAAAAACCAGGGCCGAUGCGGGUCGUGCUGGGCCUUCUCGACGGUGGCGGUGGUCGAGAGUAUCUAUCAGAUCCGGACGGGGGAGCUGGUGUCGCUGUCGGAGCAGGAGCUAGUGGACUGCGACACGCUGGACGCCGGCUGCGACGGCGGCAUCAGCUACCGCGCGCUACGGUGGAUCGCCGACAACGGUGGCAUCACCACCGAGGCCGACUACCCGUACACGGCGGCCACGGGGGCCUGCGACAGGGCCAAGCUCUCGCACAACGCGGUGAGCAUCGCGGGGCUCCGCCGCGUCGCCACCCGCAGCGAGGCGUCGCUGGUGAACGCAGUGGCGGCGCAGCCGGUGGCCGUGUCCAUCGAGGCCGGCGGGGCCAACUUCCAGCACUACAGGAAGGGCGUCUACAACGGGCCGUGCGGGACCAGGCUCAACCACGGCGUCACCGUCGUCGGGUACGGCCAGGAGCCCGGCGGCGGGGACAGGUACUGGAUCGUCAAGAACUCGUGGGGGGAGGGCUGGGGCGACGGCGGGUACAUCAGGAUGAGGAAGGACGUCGCCGGCAAGCCGGAGGGGCUCUGCGGCAUCGCCAUCCGCCCGUCCUACCCACUGAUGUGACACCACUGAUGUGACAUGAUGUAUAUACAUCCUUUUUCCUUCUUCCAUUUUAGUCAACUUAUGAUCGAGUCAAACUUGUUUUUUUUUCGUUUUCUAUUACGUGUACCAGCAGUAUACUCUUUUUUUUUAGCAAACCAGCAGUACACUCUUUAAUUAGUAACAUAUCAUACGUGUAAAUCUUCUCUUGUGCGAAAACGACAUGCAAAUGAAGGUACAUGUACAUUGUGUGUCACUAUCACUGGUCGCUUCAACCGAGAAUGUAAAGAAGUGAUUAUAUAUGAAACUCAGAGCAACACACGAGUAUGAUCGUA
Molecule: messenger RNA, 1586 nt
Organism: Panicum virgatum (switchgrass)
Lineage: Eukaryota; Viridiplantae; Streptophyta; Magnoliopsida; Poales; Poaceae
Product: ervatamin-B-like
Exons: 2
Coding region: 151-1275 (374 amino acids)
Cellular component (GO): lysosome
Molecular function (GO): cysteine-type endopeptidase activity
Source: RefSeq, a predicted model, not a curated record